Molecule: messenger RNA, 1365 nt
Organism: Spodoptera frugiperda (fall armyworm)
Lineage: Eukaryota; Metazoa; Arthropoda; Insecta; Lepidoptera; Noctuidae
Product: trypsin inhibitor-like
Exons: 3
Coding region: 288-524 (78 amino acids)
Molecular function (GO): serine-type endopeptidase inhibitor activity
Source: RefSeq, a predicted model, not a curated record
CCUCACUCUCACGACGAAACACAACGCAAGCGUUAUUUCACGUCGGUUUUCUGUGACUCCGUGGUAUCACUUCAGAGCCAUUCGUGCCGAAGCAUGUCUUUUAACGAUUUUAUCAUUUAUUUACUUUGUUCGUUUUAUUUAUUCUCACCUUGAGUUCAAUCCUGACUGGUAAGUUAUUGGCAGUCGAUAGGAAAACUAAUAUAAAAGUAAGACUAACUAGUUUACUAGUUACUUCAGUUUUAUAUCUUGUACCUACUCAGUUAUAUAAAACUGCAUUAUUAACAAAAAUGAAAUACUUAUAUUUCUUUAUGUUUUUCCUGUUAUGUAUUCAAUACAUAUUCGGUGCUAGAGAUCCUGACUGCUUAGAGCCAAUAAAAACUGGCAGAUGCAGAGGAUAUUUCGAGAGGUACGCCUAUAAUUCAACCAGCAGAAAAUGUCAAAUGUUCGUCUAUGGUGGAUGCCAAGCAAAUAACAACAAUUUCCAAACAUUAUCACAAUGCGAAAGGAAAUGUAUGAAGUCCUAACCACCAUCAGCCAUAGCCAGAAGACUAUCCACUGCUGAACAAAGGCCUCCCCCUUAGUCCUCCACGUUGAACGACAGCUCGCUACUUGCAUCCAUUAGCUACCCAUGAUUCUGAUGAUGAUGUCAUCGGUCUUAGUGGUAGGCAUACCCACGCUAGUGCCGGCGUAAGGGCCACUGAUACCCCGGGCGAAAAUAUUGUGGCGUCCACUUGACUCAAGUAUUGCACCAAUCGUAUGCGUAAGACCACCACAAACCUUCAAAAAUCCAUCUAAAAAAAUAUGCACAGUGCGCAGAGCACAGUUCUGAGGGUUUGCACCAAGAGAGGCAAGAGACUCCAACUUCAGACCUUGGCGCCCCCCAGAAUUUGUCGCCCUGCCCCCCCCCCCUAACGCCGGCACUGACCCACGCUAAGUCUACUGGUUCGUGAUCAUCACUCUACUACCUGGCCUAUCGACUAUCAGUUCAAAGUCAAAGUCAAAAAUUAUUUAUUUCAAAUAGAGCGGGAAGGCACUUGUGAACGUCAAAGUAAAUAUUACAAUAUUAUAUAGAAAAAAAAAACAAAAUGUCUGUCUGUCGGUCAAUGCUCUAGUGAAGCUAUUUGCUCGUUCCAAAGUCCUGUGGAGAAGAAUGAGCAAGAAACUUCAUAUCAGUUCUUCUACUCUUCGUUCUCAGCGUUUCAAGUUAUAUGCUUCUCUAUUUGUAACUCGCACAUAAUAAUAUUAUGUAGUUUAAUAAACAUGCUAAUCCAACAAAUGGUUUUUUCUACUUAACUAAAAAUAAUUGUUUACUCACGUGCCGUAAAUAUACUGUGAAAAGCUCUACUAGUUUCCAGUUUCUUUCUU